GUACAAUACAUCCUUCACACCUUUUUAUGCAAGGUCUUGCCACUGUGGUUAUUCGCCAUUAUAAUGCCUGAAAUCAUAGACCUAACGGUCUCUUCCCCACCACAAGAGCCUAUCGAGAUAUUGUCCGACGGGGAAAUACCUAUGGUCUCUCUCAACCAGGAAGAUCCUUCCUCGCAAAAGUCAAAGCGGAAGCCACGAAAACGGAAAAAGUCCAAAGGCCCUAUAUGCGAUGGUGUUAACAGCUCAAGAAACCAGUCUCUCGAGCGUCGAAGCACCGCAGAAUCUCGCGCUGGAACUGUUUCUCGAAGGCGAUCAGCGUCUCCAAAACGUCGCUCACCAGCUCCAGCACCUUCUGACCAGGAAUUGUUCUUCUUUGACGCCACCCCUGCUCCCGUGGUUACAGAGGCUACGCAAAGUUCAAAUUCCCAACCAGAGAGCUCCAAAAGUGCAGCAGACCGACUUCUACUACCCUCUCAUGUGUCUAUCUUGAGUGCUGGCGAGGAUGGUGCAAUACCGGUUGAAAUUAUUCCCCAACUACCAUUGGAUUCUGAGGAGGAAGAUUAUAUUGAAUAUCUUGACUAUGAAGAUAGGAAGGCACCCGGGCUUGUUCGAUACUUCGAUACGGAAGCGGAGGAGGCUGCUCACGCCAAAACAUCACGUUUUGUAUGCAAGAAUUGCGGUGCAGAGGGCGAGCAUAAGACAUAUGAAUGUCCGAUUCAAGUGUGUCUGACUUGUGGUGCUCGUGACGAACAUUCAACACGGAGCUGUCCUAUUAGCAAGACUUGCUAUACUUGUGGGAUGAAAGGUCAUAUUAACAAGACCUGCCCAAAUCGUUUCUCGCGUUCAAGGCUCGCAGCAGAUAUAGUCGAUUGUUGCGGCCGAUGCGCAUCGAAAGCUCAUAAGAUGAAUGAAUGUCCUACGCUUUGGAGAAUAUACCAGUACGUUACAGACGAGGAUCGCGUGAAAAUAUUGCAGAUCAGGGAAGAAAAAAAGAAACUUGGAUUUGGAAAAGGAGGCGAGGGAUACAUUGCAUCGGAGCUGUGUUGUUAUAAUUGUGGAAAUACGGGACACUUGGGAGAUGAUUGCGAUGAGGUCGCUUUUGUCUUUGACAUACCCGCUGAGCCCUCAGCUUUCAGCUCGCACAAUAUUAUGUCUGGACCAUUCUAUGACCCGGUAUCCGAGCCCGUUCUCAUUCGCCGUGGGCCGCGAGAGUUGCAGAAUGAAGAAGACAGACCUACCUUACGUGAUGACUGGGGUAUGGAUGCACCUACAAAUGUCGGAAAACAAGGGAAGAACAAAGACAAGGAAAAGAUGGCGAAGAGGUUCAGAGAUCAAGAAGAUGAUGACACAGGGGACUGGUUUAAUAAUCCCCGUAACAUGAAGAACCGCGGGAAUGACAAACCUGCGUCAAAUGGCCGAAAGGCUCUAAAAUUCGGCAGUUCGAUGAAGGACGUCGGACGCCAGUUCAUGCCACCCCCAUCAGAUUCACCUCGCAAAAGUCUUAUUGAUCGGUUAGGAGACAACCCUCACCGUGGUCCUCGACGGCGGAACGGUGACUACCACGGUCCAUCAAAGGAACCAGAAUCUUACCGCAUACGUGGAGCGUCACAUAAUGUUAGAGACCGGGAUGGUGAGUAUUCUCGUAGAGACCCAGGUCGUGACCGAGAGCGGCAGCGACGAGAUUCGCGAGAAUGGGACAAGGACAGAGACAGAGACAGGGGACAUGGACGGGGGAGCAGUGGACCCAGGUAUAAAGGUGGUUACUAUAGAUGAUUUCAACCCUAAAGUUGGCGGUUCGGGAGUGUGAUGAAAAGAGCGGCCCGAUGCAUUUCCCGCUAUCAGAGCUCUCACAGGAGACUCAGGGUACAGGGUGUCGGAUUGUAUACUAGGGUCGUCAUCCCGCACAUGCCAGUGAGGGACGGCGUCCCUGGUGAACAACCACUGGAUCCUAGUAGUACUUAGCGCUUAGCUUUUAGUUACCCUCAUCACGUUUGUCAAUUGAGUUUCGUUGAUAUAUCAUGAUCCAGUAUAUUGUACUGGUGCU
Molecule: messenger RNA, 2044 nt
Organism: Suillus subalutaceus
Lineage: Eukaryota; Fungi; Basidiomycota; Agaricomycetes; Boletales; Suillaceae
Exons: 6
Coding region: 64-1773 (569 amino acids)
Molecular function (GO): nucleic acid binding; zinc ion binding
Source: RefSeq, a predicted model, not a curated record